CUGCUGUUACUUAUGCAACUACACAAGUUUUUUGUAUAGCUUUAGUUUCCAAGAGAAACUUGGUAAAAUGUCAAAAUGUCUUGGAAACUAAAGUUAUACAAACAACUUGUUGCACAAUUUUGACAUUUUACCCUGUAAAUAUCAACUGUCUCCCUCAUUACAUCAGUCGUUUUAGUUUAUUUAUUGAAAUCAAACCUGUGUUUUUACAUUCUAUAGAGUGUUUGAGAGUACAUGCAACAAAGUUAGAGUUGAAUAUAAUAUUGAAUUUGAAAGCAGGAGAUAUGGGGAAUACAGCUGGAUAGUUUUUUAUUGGAUGGCGUUUAUGGGUAUUUUUAGUGCGGUUAGGAAAGCGAGUUGGUUUUUAGAUGCAGUGGGUGGCGGUAACGCACCGUAGUAUGUCACAAGCUGACAGAAGAAGAAUAAUGUUAACUUCCGGUACCACAUAGAUUCACUUCCGGUGUCAGUAAGUACAUGUGGUAAACAAGCGUAUGUCUCUCAGAAGUUGCAAGCAUGGACUCUUUAGGAAAGUGGAGCAGUUUACCCCAAGGUCCCAGUUUAAAGAACCUGACAGAGGGAGGCUUUGGAGCCCUGAAGGAAACGCAACAUGCUGCUGUUCAGGAUUUAACAAAAGCUCACAUCGAGUCUUUUGACCAGGCUGUUACUGACGGACUCAGCCGCGUUGUGCAGGCCAUCCCGCCCCUGGAGUUUACUGUCAAAAACGAGACGAUCAGCCUUUCGUUUGUGGAAGCGACCAUCUACCACCCAAUGGUCGCCAAAGGAAGCAUCUGCAGCGAAACGAGGGUGUUUCCAGCUGAAUGCCGGGGAAGAAGAAGCUCAUACAAAGGGAAGUUGGUGGCAGAUGUUAGUUGGUCCAUCGAUGGGGUUCCUAAAGGCAUAAUCAAGCAGUCCCUGGGCCAGGUACCAAUCAUGGUGAAGUCCAAGCUGUGUAAUCUGCAUGGCAUGUCUCCUAAAGAGCUCGUAGAGCACCACGAAGAAGCAGAGGAAAUGGGAGGCUAUUUCAUUGUGAAUGGAAUCGAGAAGGUUAUCCGAAUGCUGAUCAUGCCAAGGAGGAACUAUCCCAUUGCCAUGUCCAGGCCUAAGUGGAAGAACAGGGGCCAGGGCUACACACAGUAUGGCAUUUCGAUGCGCUGCGUGAAGGAAGAGCACACGGCCAUAAACAUGAACUUACAUUAUCUGGAAAAUGGGACGGUGAUGCUGAACUUUAUCUACCAGAAAGAGCUUUUCUUCCUCCCACUAGGCUUUGCACUCAAGGCCCUGGUGGACUUUACAGACUACCAGAUCUACCAGGAGCUGAUCAAGGGGCGUGAGGAUAAUUCUCUCUACAAGACCUGCACCUCAGAGAUGCUUCGCGUCGUCAUGGAGCAAGGCUGCAACACCCGUCACCAGGUGCUCAAUUACCUCGGAGAGCGCUUCAGGGUCAAAAUGAACCUUCCUGAGUGGUACACGAACGAGCAGUGCGCCAACUUCCUGCUAGACGAGUGUGUCUGCAUCCACUUGAAGUCGGGCGUAGAGAAGUUUUACCUGCUGUGUCUGAUGACGAGGAAGCUUUUCUCGUUCGCCAAGCAGGAGUGCAUGGAGGAGAAUCCCGACAGCAUCAUGUGUCAGGAAGUGCUCACCCCUGGUCAGCUGUACCUCAUGUUUCUUAAGGAGAGACUGUCAGCCUGGUUGCAGUCUGUGAAGCUUUCCUUUGACAAGAGAGGCAGCAGACUGAGUGGAGGAUGGACUGCUGAAAACGUGAUGAAGAUAUUCAAUAUGGGCACUGAUGUGACCAAACCAUUUGAAUAUCUGUUGGCCACUGGUAACCUCAGUUCUAAAACCGGUCUCGGCAUGUUGCAGAGCUCAGGUCUGUGUGUCGUAGCUGACAAACUCAACUUCAUCCGUUACCUGUCCCAUUUCCGCUGCGUGCACAGAGGAGCAGCGUUCGCCAAGAUGAGGACCACCUCAGUCCGCAAGCUGCUGCCCGAGUCCUGGGGCUUCCUGUGUCCCGUCCACACCCCUGACGGAGAGCCCUGCGGCCUCAUGAACCACAUGACGGCCAGCUGUGAAAUUGUGGCUCAGACCUUGCUGACCACAUCUCUCCCAGCUCUGCUCUGUUCCUUAGGCGUUACUUCAGUGGAUGGUUCACCUGGUCAGCCGUUCUCAGACUGCUACCCUGUGCUGCUAGAUGGAGCUGUUGUAGGGUGGGUGGAGAGUGAAUUAGCACCAGUUGUGGUCAAUUCCCUUCGCAGAUUUAAGGUUCUGAGAGAAAAGAAAAUCCCUCCCUGGACUGAGAUUGUUCUGGUUCCUAAAACGGGCAAGGCCAGUCUGUAUCCAGGCCUUUUUCUCUUCACAACCCCCUGUCGCAUGGUGCGGCCUGUACAAAACCUGGCUCUCGGAAAGCAAGAGUUAAUCGGCACCUUUGAACAACUUUACAUCAACGUGGGCAUCUUGGAGGCUGAGAUUGAUCCAGGAGUGACCACACACCAGGAGCUCUUCCCUCACAGCAUGCUCAGCGUGGUGGCUAACUUCAUCCCGUACUCGGACCACAACCAGAGUCCCAGGAACAUGUACCAGUGUCAGAUGGGGAAGCAGACGAUGGGUUUCCCCCUGCACUCAUUCACGGAUCGCUCCGACAACAAGCUGUACCGGCUCCAGACCCCACAGAGCGCGCUGGUCAGGCCCUACAUGUACGACCACUACAACCUGGACAACUACCCCAGUGGCACCAACGCCAUUGUGGCCGUCAUAUCUUACACAGGCUACGACAUGGAGGAUGCUAUGAUUGUGAACAAGUCGUCGUGGGAGAGAGGCUUCGCCCAUGGAAGUAUCUACAAGACUGAGCUGAUCGACCUGGCAGACAAAGUGAAGGGACAGGACAGCGUGGUGUUUGGGACUAAACCAGGCGACCCUAAGGCGAGUGACAAACUGGACGCUGAUGGACUUCCUUACAUAGGAUCAACACUUCAAUAUGGAGACCCUUUCUACAGCUACAUUAACCUCAACACUGGCCAGACCUUCACCAAUUACUACAAGAGCCAAGAAGCCUGCGUUGUGGACAACAUCAAGAUCUGCAGCAAUGAAAGUGGCUCCGGCCGCUUUAAACGCGUCUGCAUCACUAUACGAGUGCCACGAAACCCCACCAUCGGUGACAAGUUCGCCAGCCGCCACGGUCAGAAGGGCAUCCUGAGCCGCCUGUGGCCGGCGGAGGACAUGCCCUUCACGGAGAGCGGCAUGGCCCCCGACAUCCUGUUCAACCCCCACGGCUUCCCGUCGCGUAUGACCAUCGGGAUGCUGAUCGAGAGCAUGGCCGGCAAGUCGGCCGCCCUCCACGGCCUGAGCCACGACGCCACGCCCUUCACGUUUUCUGAGGAGAACUCUGCGCUGGAGUAUUUUGGCGAGAUGCUACGCGCCGGUGGCUACAACUACUACGGCACGGAGCGAAUGUACAGCGGACUAAGCGGUCUGGAGCUGGAGGCUGACAUCUUCAUCGGCGUCGUGUACUACCAGCGCCUACGUCACAUGGUGUCCGACAAGUUCCAGGUGAGGACCACGGGAGCGCGGGACAAGGUGACCAACCAGCCGGUGGGAGGGAGGAACAUCCAGGGAGGGAUCCGUUUCGGGGAGAUGGAGCGCGACGCCCUCUUGGCUCACGGCGCUUCCUUCUUGCUACACGAUCGCCUCUUCAACUGCUCAGACCGAUCGGUGGCUCAGGUGUGUGUGGACUGUGGCAGUCUGCUCUCCCCACUUUUAGAGAAGCCACCCCCCUACUGGUCAGCCAUGCGCCACCGGAAGACUGUCUGCACCCUGUGUGGCAAAAGUGACUCUAUUGACUCUGUCUCGGUUCCAUACGUCUUCCGCUACUUUGUAGCUGAGCUUGCAGCAAUGAACAUUAAAGUCAAACUGGACAUCAAAUGAUGUCGGAUUAGUUCAAUAGAUACAUGAUUUUAUCAGAGUUAAACUGGUAAAUGGUCUUCUGACUGAAGUGUGUCAUAUUGCGAUGACUGA
Molecule: messenger RNA, 4005 nt
Organism: Betta splendens (Siamese fighting fish)
Lineage: Eukaryota; Metazoa; Chordata; Actinopteri; Anabantiformes; Osphronemidae
Gene: polr1b
Product: RNA polymerase I subunit B
Exons: 15
Coding region: 511-3915 (1134 amino acids)
Biological process (GO): DNA-templated transcription
Cellular component (GO): nucleus; RNA polymerase I complex
Molecular function (GO): DNA binding; ribonucleoside binding; DNA-directed RNA polymerase activity
Source: RefSeq, a predicted model, not a curated record